Molecule: messenger RNA, 996 nt
Organism: Moesziomyces antarcticus
Lineage: Eukaryota; Fungi; Basidiomycota; Ustilaginomycetes; Ustilaginales; Ustilaginaceae
Product: diphthine synthase
Exons: 1
Coding region: 1-996 (331 amino acids)
Biological process (GO): protein histidyl modification to diphthamide
Molecular function (GO): diphthine synthase activity
Source: RefSeq, a predicted model, not a curated record
AUGGUGCUCUACGUCAUCGGUCUCGGUCUCGCCGACGAGAACGACAUCACUCUCAAAGGCUUCGAGGCGGUCAAGUCCUCGGAGCGCAUCUAUCUCGAAAGCUACACCAGCAUCCUCAUGGUCCCCGGCUUCAAGGAACGCCUCGAGAAGCUCUAUCAAAAGCAAGUCAUCCUCGCGCAUCGUGAAACCGUCGAACUCGAAGCAGAGUCAAUACUCGAAGGCGCUGCCACCUCCAACAUCGCCUUCCUCGUCGUCGGCGACCCGCUCUCCGCAACCACCCACACCGACCUCAUCCUCCGGGCAAAGCACUCCUCGCCUCCCAUCCCCGUCAAAAUCAUCCACAACGCCAGCAUCAUGACCGCCAUCGGCUCCAGCGGUCUCGCCGGCUACAACUUCGGUCAGACCGUCAGCGUCCCCUUCUGGUCCGACGACUGGAAGCCAGACAGCUGGCUCGAGCGCAUCGGCGAAAACCUCAACAUCGGCCUCCACACCCUCGCCCUCUCCGACAUCAAGGUGCGCGAACAAAGCGCAGAGGACAUGAGCAGAGGCAUCCUUCGAUACCAAGACCCCCGCUACAUGCUCAUCCCACAGCUCAUCUCCCAGAUCCUCUCCGCAGCAAACUCGCAAAAGGCAGACUACCUCGACCCAAAUCGCACCCUCGCCAUCGCGCUUUGCAGGAUGGGCUCCGAACAGGAGCGCAUCGUUUCGGGCACUCUGCAGGAACUCCUCGAUAUGGCAAACCCCAGCCAAGAGGAAGCUCAGGCAGAGGAGGCAGAGGACGACGCAGACGAGCUCGCAAGCGAAGCUGACCUCGACAAGAGGCGUGCCGCUCGUGCCGAAGCACGCGCAAAGAGGGCCUUCGGAGAACCUCUGCACAGCCUCGUCAUCGUCGGCAAACGCUUGCACCCUUUGGAGCGCGAUUACGCUGCCAGCUAUGCUUGCCCCGGCAGCAAUUUCAUCCAGGUCGCACAGGACGUCUACGGCUGCAAAGAAUGA